GCUUGCACCUCAGUACUGGGCGCGCACCAGAUGUGGGAACAACAACGCUACGGGCGGAAUACACGGUUCGAGCUGGUAAAAAGCAUCUGGUUUUUAUUGCGAAUAAAACGGUAGCGGUAUUUCGAAUAGUAAACCGUCGUCUAUGUUUGGCUGAUAGUUUAGAAUGCCCAUAAUCGAGGAUCACAAACAAAACUAUUUGCAACGCUUUCAAAACACUGAUAUGUUCAGCUUUAUCCACAUUCUUAUCGCCAUUGGCACUGCGUUAUGUUUCAUUAUGAACACGCUAGUCAAUUGGUUUAUAUCACGUAAACGGCCAACCUACCCACCAAUUCAGGAUGAGUUGCUAAUCAAAUCUGUGGGCGAAUUGGUUGCCGAGCUGCGACAAAAAAAGAUCACUUCACAUCAGCUAGUGCGAGCGUAUAUCAGCCGCAUACAGGCAGUAAAUCCUAGCCUAAAUGCAGUAAUUGAGAAUCGUUUCGAGUACGCACUGAAAGACGCACAACAUGCGGAUAGCCUGAUUGCCAAGGCGAACAACGCACAGUUGGUGGCACUCUUUGCACGCUACCCCCUACUUGGUAUACCAUUUACAGUGAAGGAAUCAGCAGGGCUAAAAGGACUCUCUUUUGUUAUCGGCAACAUUUAUCGGCAAAAUAUGAAAUGUGAACACGACAGUGUAGUGGCAGAGCGGCUACGGUCUGCCGGUUGCAUACCACUUUUGGUCUCAGCAAACCCAGAGUUUUGUAUGAGCUACGAGACGAAUACUAUAAUGAAUGGAAAGUGUCGCAAUCCAUAUGAUCUGAACAGAGUGUCUGGAGGAUCAUCUGGCGGAGAGGGUGCUCUAAAUGGCGCCGGUGCGACACCAUUCGGUUUGGCUUCAGAUAUAGGCGGUUCAAUACGUUUACCUUCAAUGUUUUGUGGUGUAUUUGGACAUAAAGCAACAGGGGGACUGAUACCAAUUAAGGGGAGCUUCCCCUACGUAGAAGAUCCGAGAUUUGCACAAUACCUGACAGCAGGACCAAUAACACGUUUUGCCAAAGAUUUGCCCAUACUGCUGCAAGUGAUGGCCGGCGAUGAUAGCAAUAAGUUGAAAUUUCAUGAACCAGUAAAACUAAAGGACAUUAAGAUAUACUACGCAUAUGGUUUCAGUGGUUGUGAAGCGCUAAUGCACCUGCCAACCGCAUUCGACAUACAAUUAGCCAUAACCAGAGCGGUGAAGUGCUUCGAAAAAGGUGGACUCACCACAAAGCAGGUAAACUUAAACAAAUUUGGUAAUGCCAGAGAAAUUGGUAUACGCGCUCUCUCAGAGUUACACGGCAUACCGAGCGUAACCACUCAAAGUCCACCCAAAAUAAGAACAUUGAUUUGGCAGCUGAUUCUCUCGCUUAUUGGGAAGUCGGUGCAUAACCGCGAUGCUGUCUUUAUGGAGUGGAUGCGUCUAGAGAAGGCGUAUAUUUCUGAUAAGCAAGCAGACGAAUUACGCGCUGAAAGCAAAAAGCUGAAAGAAGAGUUGGUGCAAAUGCUAGGCGAGAAUGGUGUACUCUUCUUGCCCACUUUUCCCACUUCGGCUUUCGCAUUCAACACAAGCACCUUGAAUUUGGUCGGAGUGGGUCUAAUGCUAUUGUUCAACAUACUGGGCUUGCCUGCAACACAUGUGCCAAUGGGUCUGGAUCAUCGAGGCCUGCCAAUAGGCUUCCAAGUGGUCGCUGCACCAUAUCAAGACAAAUUGUGUCUACAGAUAGCAGCUGAGUUGGAAGGCGCUUUCGGCGGAUGGGUGCCGCCGCUGUCGCAUGACAUAAAAGCUUAGUGUAAAUAAGCUACUUGAAGCUUUUUAAGUUUAGCAUAAGUAUAGCGUGCUUUGUGCUUACGUACUUACGUAGUUUGGUUGAAAUUCUUUAUGUAUACUUCUCUAGAAUAUUUGCAAUGUGAUUAUUGAUUGAAGAUUUGUAUUUUUUGUUGUGCGUUGUAAAAUUUGCUUAAGCGGUCUCUCUCAUAUGGUAUAAUAGAGAUGUAUACAUCUAUUCACAUAAUUAAGUCGUUCAGCUUUUCGCAUUAAUAAAAACAUUCUUAAUUAAAGUGCCAAACAUUAUACAAAAGUUAAAACAUUUCAAAAAAAAAAAAAAAACUUCCGAGCAUCUGAUUUAUAUGAAAGAAAAUUCUCAAUAUCGUAUGCAAAAAAAAUUAUCAAAAAUUAACGCGAUUUUUAGACGACUUCAAACUUACACUUUUUAUUACUAAAACUAAACGGAGUAUAAAACUGUAUACCAAAAAGUUCUGAUUAAAGAUCAAAGAUUCAUUUUUUUUUUUUAUUUAUUUAUUAAGUUUUUGUGAAUUUUGUACAAAGAUUGGAGCUUUAAUUACUUGAUUUAUAAAAUUUUUGCUAUGCAUAAAACUAUAUUUUUAUUAAAAAAUAGCGAAAUAAAUUUCGCGUAAAAAGGCGAGUAUUAUAAAGAGAUAAAGUGGCUUCAUUAUGAGAGCACAAGUGUAAAGUACGAGUAUAAGGAUAUACCUCUACUAGAGCUGUCAAACUAUCGAUAGCUGAUGUAUAAGCUGUAGAUACUUUCGAAUAAUUACACAAUUAAUUAAUUUUGAUGUCCAUGCAUUUAUAUUCAAGUUAUGUAUUUACGGGCAAUCAAAUCUCAAUUAAAUUUUUUUAAUAAAAA
Molecule: messenger RNA, 2660 nt
Organism: Anastrepha obliqua
Lineage: Eukaryota; Metazoa; Arthropoda; Insecta; Diptera; Tephritidae
Product: fatty-acid amide hydrolase 2-like
Exons: 9
Coding region: 164-1804 (546 amino acids)
Source: RefSeq, a predicted model, not a curated record